AUGAUGAUGACGUGCCGCCUGCUGUGCGCCCUGUUGGUGUUUGCCCUGUGCUGCUGCCCGUCCGUGUGCGUCACAGCGACUGGUGAAGGUACCGAUAAGGGUAGCGUUUCAACGUCCCCUGCAUCAGCGGCACCAACUUCUGGGGGCGAUGGUCAAGGCACGCCAGGUGUGUCCAUUACGGGACAGACGUCAAGUUCCGAUAACGGUACGGUACAAACUCCAGGUGAGAACGGUGCUGUAGGGUCAGAAAACCCGGGCAUUGAGGAAGUGACAUCAGGCACGGCAAGCGAUUCCGGAAAAGUGAAAAGCCCGGAAACCGGUACGCAAGACAGUACGAGGGCCGAUGCGGAAGAACCACGUGAUCCGACUGUUUUGCAAGGAGCAGCAGGUGCGGCGAGCAUUAAUGGACAGGAAUCAAGUAGAGAGGCCCGUACUUCAGACUCAGCAGACCCGGCCAAAACGGUACAGGAGCAGGCACAAAUUACGGGGCCCGCUGGGCCGGGGUCGCAAAGUACGUCCAGUAAAGAACAGAAAGGAAGUGAGAGCCAAACGCCACAAGGAUUAAGUUCCGGGAACGGUACUACACAAAAUCCAGGUGAAAACGAUGCGGUAGGGUCAAAAAAGCCGGACGGUAAGGAACCGAAUUCAGGCACGACGACCGAUAUCGGAAAAGGGAAAGGCACGGGAUCGGCUCCGUCAGCGAGUCCCGAUCCAACACCUCCGGGGCCUAUUACAGAAGAGCAACCAAGUGGAUCCGCUAACCCAGUCCAACAAAUUCAAAAGGCAAAUGCGUCAACUACGACGAGCACUGCGCCAGAGGCAUCAAGUACUACGACUACGGAGACGCCUAGUACUACGACCACCCGCGCACCGUCACGUCUUCGCGAAAUCGACGGCAGCCUCAGCAGCUCUGCGUGGGUGUGUGCCCCGCUGCUGCUCGCCGUAUCCGCGCUGGCGUACACCACUCUGGGCUAA
Molecule: messenger RNA, 975 nt
Organism: Trypanosoma cruzi
Lineage: Eukaryota; Euglenozoa; Kinetoplastea; Trypanosomatida; Trypanosomatidae
Product: mucin TcMUCII, putative
Exons: 1
Coding region: 1-975 (324 amino acids)
Source: RefSeq, a predicted model, not a curated record